AAAAAAAAAUACGCGGACGACCAAGAGACGAACGUUUUGCAAUGUUAAACUCGCCUGUCUCCAGUUUUGGGGUUUUUAAGUACGAGUUGUGAAUAUUUGACAAAGUUUUGGCAAGAACAUUCAAGAAAAGAACAGCUGGAUAUAAGGAAUCCGCGUUCUGAUUUCUAAAGGUGUUUUAAUUCACGCGGACUUUCGGUUUGUUAACGUUGAAUUUAUGAUGGUUGAGAUUCAUAGGGAGAGAGAAGUCAUGUAUAGCUUUUAACAUUUUUUUGUUUAGCUUUCGGAAUUCGGUUUAACAGCUGGAGGUUGAUUUAAUAGCCCGAGUAUUGGUUUAACAGCAGGGGAGUAAUUUGACUUUUAUAGAUCGGUUUAACAGCUGUCGGCUGUUUCGUUAGUUGGAGACUGGUUUAACAUCUGGAUAUUGGUUUAGCAUUUGAAUACUGGUUUAACAUCUGGAUAUUGGUUUAACAUUUGGAGACUAUUUUAAAAACUGGAUACUUGUUUAACAAUUGAAGACUGGUUUAAUAAUCUGGAGCCUGGUUUAACAUUUUGGAGACUGGUUUAACAACUAUAAACUGGUUCAACAGGAUAGAGACUGGUUUAACAUUUGGAGACUGGUUUAACAGCUGAGGACUAGUUUAACAGCAGCUGUAGAUACCUUUUCCCAGUGGAUGUUCAGAAAUUUUAAGUGAAAAUUCAUCCCGCUUUUAAAGUGUUAACUUCAGGGUGAAUCAGAUGAAUUGUGGUCUCUUUAGAUGCGAGAUCACGACUGAAUAGCUACGCCGCAGUGAUCUAUUGUGAUAGUAUAAGAAUACUUCUCUUACAUCCCUAGUCUUCAUUGUGAAUUUAGCAUUUCAACAUACUGAAAAAAUAGCGUGUUGUUGGCUUUAAAUUAUAUCUUGUGACAAUCAACGCUUCAUUGUGUGUGUAGCAGUUUCAAUUUAAACUAGCUUGAGCAUGAAGGAUAUUUCGAGUUUGUGACCACUUUUUAUUUCCGUGAAGAAGGCAAAAUGACGCGCUGCUUUCCUUGCUAUGGCUGAAAGAAAGGGUAGCAUAGACCCAGGGUGCGUCAGCGAUACUUACCCCCCUGAAAGAGAGACUGCAUUUCUGACUAUAACUGUACCCAGCGGGAGGCAAAAAGACAUGUGCAGGCUUUUGAAACCUUAUUUGAAAAACAUGGAAUGUUUAGCGGACCACCUGGAUAUACAGGACAACGUUACGAGUAGCGUCCCUUUAAAAACCCCGUUCCCGGUUCCCGAGUUCGGUGUGGUGGACGAGGAGUUGUCUUCCCCUGCUUUAUCGGUGAUGAUGUUUGUGUCCGAGUUCGGCGACGCAUGCGCGGAGAAGGUGCGCGGGAAUUUUAAAAAGUUUCCGUGGCGUCACCACCACACGAUACAGCUUCAGAAGGCGGGGUCGUCCAACGUACUAGGACAGCACGAGUUUUACUUCCUGUCGCGUGAACUUCCUCUCUUCAGCGUUUGCGACUCGCCGCAUACUUUAAGCUACGUCCGCUUCAACGUGUUCGUGCGGAGGUUCAACGCCAUGGUCGAGUUUUACCGGUUGAUAACCGGCACAGAAAUGGAAAGCCGGAAGCCUGGGUUUAGUAUCUUCUCUCUGAGUAAAGUUCACCAUAUAGACAAUGCGAAUCCUCCGCAAGCAAUGUGUGAACUGGCGCUCAAACACAGCCCGCAAGUAUCGCCGUACCCCCUCACCGACGCCUACCUCACUUUUCCGGUACACAACCUCCAAGACCUUCUCGCCAUUUUACCAUCAGAUGCGCAUCGUCUUUCUGCGCAUCAUUUUUUGGUCCACGACCCAGACGGGAAUCCCGUUGUACUCUACGAGAUUCCGAAACUCGAACAGUAUAAACUAAAUCAAAACCAAGUACCCCAACCGGUACAAAUAAACACUUUUAUCGACAAAGACAGCGUCCAUAGUGACAGUAUCGAUUCUGGAAGAUUUUCCGAUUACGAUACGUACACCAACGAGCUUGACCAAUGCAUGGCGAGGCUAGCCGUCGUCUGCAACCUCGACACUCAUGCCAAGCCACUUCCGGUGAAGACAUUACAACCCACCGCUCAUCGAAAAGGAACUUGCAGCAUCGUCACCAAAACUUCUUCCGACUCCAGUUCCGUCCUUGACUCUAGCAGUAGCGGGCUUGGGAGCCAGUCAACGCAUUCAUUCCAAGGUUCGAACCCACCCUCGUUACCUCUCAUCGCAGAGAACUCUCGACCCCAUCACUCAGAUAAACUCGCACAUAAAUCAAAGCAUAGUCUUGAUGAUCAUCACACGCCGAAUAUGAAUCAAGCUAUCACCAUAGACUUAACCCAAAUCGACCGAUUGAGUCGUAAUACCAAACCAUCAGCGCUUUAUUCUGAUAACUUAAAUCUAAAUCCUAAUCCAACAAACGUCAACACCUUUCGGAUUCACGAGAACGACAGCCUCCAAGCUCCUCACUCUCAUCACCAAGUAUCUCACCAAGUACCUCACCCUUUUCACCAAGUACCUCACCAGCCUCUACAGGUACCUCAUCCUCUUCAACAAGUACCUCGUUCUUUACAUCAGGCAACUCACCUUCUAAAUCAGGUACCUCACCAUCUUCAACAGGAACCUCAUCCUCUUCACCAAGUACCUCACCAACUUCAAGAGGUACCUCACCCUAUACACCAAGUACCUCACCCUCUACACCAAAACAAACGGCCAGAACAAGUUCAAACAAUCGUCACACAUAAAGACACAUACGUUUGACUUGAAGUACAUAACAUGCUAGUGACUUAAGCUUAUCACCCUUAUGUGUAUAGAAACCAAAUUGUCACCCUUGAUGUUUAUAGCGACUUCGGGUUAUCGCCCGUGAUGUUCAUGGUUACUCUGGAUUAUCACACGUGACUCUCAUGGUGCCUUAAGAUUAUCACUACUGGCCGCAGUUUUAAUAAUAAUAGGAAAAGAUAAUAGUCCGGACUCGUGAGUCGAGACUGUAGGACGUCCCUGAGUCCAUCCAGCUCUGAUGGGUACCGGACUCGCGUUAGGGAAAUAAAUACAGCUGGACAUAGAGCUGACCACACUAUCCUCCUCCUAUGCCGAGGUCAUUGAAGCAGAUGAACUCUACUUCACCUAACCCGCGAACGGGAAAAGACGAUGAUCAUGAGUAAAAGAUAAUUCACUAUGUAAAUUAAUCAACUUAAGUUUUGUUAAUUGUA
Molecule: messenger RNA, 3197 nt
Organism: Physella acuta
Lineage: Eukaryota; Metazoa; Mollusca; Gastropoda; Physidae
Source: RefSeq, a predicted model, not a curated record